AUGUCUUCCACUGUCUCUAUGCCAGCAAUCCAAAAUGCCACUAAUCAAACUUUGUUGCCUGCCUAUUGCAGAAAUCCCUACGAAUCCGGAAUUUUGCAUGAUCUCGUCACACAUGUCAGUCUCAGCAUUGCCAUUCUCGGGAUACCCGCAAAUAUUUUGGCUCUCACUGUCCUUAACUAUCGAGUCAAAAGCCGGAGUCCUACGCACAUUCUCCUUACAGCUCUUGCGAUUGAGGACAUAUUGAUAAUAAUUUUCUACAGUCUCUACUACAUUGCCGCGCAUUACUAUGAAACGUAUAAUAUAUUUUGGCUUAGACAUCUGCGCUACAUCGACACACCUCUCUUUUACAUGGUGAAUUGGAUUAAAAUGAUCGAAAUCUACACCGUGAUCUUCUUAAGCUUGGAGCGCUAUGUUGCUAUCAGGUGGCCACUAAAAGCCACUCGGCUCUGCUCAGUGGGGAGGACAAAGAGUGGACUUCGUAUAAUUGUGGUACUUUCAGGAAUUUUUAAGCUUCCCAACCUUAUAUUCGACUAUCGCAUAUUGAAGUGGAAUACGGAGUGCCAAAGCUAUAGACUCGAGCCCGUUUUCAGCGCCGCAUCAUGGUACGCCACCUUUAAGCUACUUUACGUCCAGUUGCUUGAUCAGGUUUGCUCCUUUGUCAUUCCAUUAAGUCUUCUUGUCUUUUUAAACUCGGGGCUCAUUUUACGCAUUCGUCGCUUCGCCAAACGCCACAUUCAUGGUCAAUGGACUGGAGGCAAGACAGUAAGCUCUAAUGCCUCGGUUAACAGCAAUGUGUGUUACUCAGACGCCUCGCCUUUAAAUUGCAAUACGCUCUCCUACAUUGACCAAAUGACAGUUACACGAAACCUGGCAUUCCACACAUCCUUUCGAUUACGGCGCAACCACUCUGUGAAGCUCUUAAACAACCAAGAAGUGGACUUACCCCAAUCAGUGGAAACCCUAAGCCGGACCAACAUAUCUCCGGACGGGAUUGGUACCAGCAGCGUCGGACCAGAGGCGCGGCAACGAGGCAUGAACUCAAGCAACCGCAGCAUUCUUCUUACGCUGAUUGGUGUAGUCACCAUUUUCAUAAUCUGCGAAACGCCCACAACAGUGUGCUUCCUGUUUGAAAUGGUGAAUCUCAUCUAUCGUCUUUGCAACGUACAUGAAGACGAAACAACCAGUGUAGAAAAUUCAUUAAUUUUUGUUACCUCUGAACACCUCUCUUACUACGCCUACCCGGCCGCUCUUGUCCUUGUGCUUGUAGGCUGUGCAAGCAACUUUUUUAUUUAUAUUUUGAUUGGUAGACGGUUUCGGCGAAAUUGCAAACAGUUGUUGGUUAAUGUGACGCAUAAAUUAUGCUGCUGGACCCGCAGGACAAAGGAGGAGACGGAUUCGGGUUUCAUACACCCUCUCAAACACUUACGCCGAAGCAAAGCUAGAAGGGGUGGACUCUUAGCUCCCCACUUUCGACCAACGUCGAUUGAGAGGGAUAAAGCUGUGUCGAGUAACUCACAGAAGAACAUUGACUCCGAGGCUAUGACGACGGUCACGGCACAGCAAACACAAAAUGCAGAAGUGCUAACUAGCACAGGAUCCUUGAAGCUGAAGUUCUAG
Molecule: messenger RNA, 1617 nt
Organism: Echinococcus granulosus
Lineage: Eukaryota; Metazoa; Platyhelminthes; Cestoda; Cyclophyllidea; Taeniidae
Product: FMRFamide receptor
Exons: 1
Coding region: 1-1617 (538 amino acids)
Biological process (GO): G protein-coupled receptor signaling pathway
Cellular component (GO): membrane
Molecular function (GO): G protein-coupled receptor activity
Source: RefSeq, a predicted model, not a curated record